AUGUCAGCCAAUAGCUUGGACCAGCGCCGGCCCAGCAUAACGCUGCGCACAAGACGGCACGCCACCCUCUCGACAAAGCUCCAGACAAGCUGCGCACUGCAGGGUUGCAGUGACAUUUUGGCGCCAAACCCAUUUCACCUCAGAUCCAGUUUGCCAGCAUGCAUCUGGCCCUGCCAUCCUUGGCGCGCUGAUACGGGCUCCUCCACAGACCCUUUCACGCCCAUGCAUCAUGUCGGUAACAGCCCCAAGACAGCUCAGGCACCCACAUGCACGCUCACAAGGAACACCCUGAGGGUGCGCGCAGACAUGAGCGAUCGUGGUUCGCGCUUGCUGCCGCCAAGCUGCUCGUUCUCCCUCUUCUCCUUCAGCAGCGCCGCCGUCGUCUCUGUGAGCGCUGCAGCCUGGGAGUGGGCCGCAGCCCCACCCAUCUCAAACUUGUUCUUCGCCAUUGGGCCCACCUCCUUCGCUUGCGAGAUGCCGCAACCCAUAUCGCCAUCGUUGCCACUGGCGCUCAUGCCCGUCCUCCUGGCCACGCGCGCACGUGCUGGCAUGUGCUGA
Messenger RNA from Salpingoeca rosetta, 558 nucleotides. RefSeq lists its product as uncharacterized. The coding region runs from base 1 to 558 and encodes 185 amino acids. The record is from RefSeq and is a predicted model, not a curated record. The transcript is spliced from 8 exons. Lineage: Eukaryota; Choanoflagellata; Craspedida; Salpingoecidae.